AUGUAUAACUCCGCUCUGGUGACGUGGAUCACUUUGUUACUGUUUUUGUCAAGAACUUCUACAGCCACGUCAUCUGAUGACACUACAACUACUACUACUUCUACGACUACUAAACAGCAAGCCUGUGCACAGCUUGAUGUUGUCUUGAAUAACGGCGUUGAAAACGAAACGAGUGCUUGUCAUUGCUUCGAGGACCGUUUCUUUGCCAAAGUUGACGGAAUAACGAUUGGAUGUACAAGCCGAACAGCUCUAUCAAUCGCAACUUCCUUAGCUUCACUCAAUGAUAGCGAUGUUGGUCGUGUACAUAUUUGGGAUAGUCAACUGGAUACUUUAUCUGAAGAUGUCCUGAAUCUGGUUAAGCCAACCAGUCUGAUCAUUGAUCGUAGUCGGGUUUCAAGUGUGAGUCUCAAUUCAUUCUCGCGUUUGGCAGAGAGACUUAAAGAGCUGGUUAUGAAAAAGAACAUGAUUGAAAGUUUGGAUGAAAAGCUUUUACGUGGUUUGAAACAACUUCAGUUCCUUGAUCUGACAGGCAACAGGAUCUCCAUUAUACGUAAGGGAACCUUCAAAGAGACUCCUAAUUUGGAAGAACUUCUAUUGGACCAGAACGAGAUUUCUAUAAUCGAAGAUGGGGCAUUUGAAAAUCUGAAAAACUUGAAAAAGCUCAGCUUAGCCACAAACAUGCUGACCAAAAUAACGAAAGGCACAUUCAAAGGCUUGGAGAACUUGGAAGUUUUGAAUGUGAGGAACAACGCCAUAGAAUCGUUCGAAUGGCCAGUUCUGAAUUCGAUGAAGAAGCUAAUUACACUAGACGUUGGAACUAAUCGACUUGUCAAUGUUGAUUUACAAAACUUGAGAAACUUGGAAAAGCUUUUCCUAAACAACAACACCAUUCACAAUUUGAAGAGCGUGAAGCUGAGAAAUCUUACUUCGUUGGUUCUCGUUUCCCUUGACCGCAAUAUGAUUAGCGAGAUUGGUGAAGGUGAUUUGUUAGGACUGGCAAAAAGUACUCGAUUAGAAAGUAUUACACUUGCUGCUAACAAUAUCAGCUCGAUAUCACCAAAGGCCUUUGCUCCUAUUCAUGAUGUUGGAAUUCUUGCGAUUCAAAAUAAUCAGCUUUCAAGCUUCACCAGUGAAAGUGACCAAUCUUUCCUUCGACCUUUACGGAAACUCCAAACAUUACUUGUAUCAAGAAAUCAAUUAAAAUCUAUCAAAGAAAAUGAUUUACCUAAGUCAUUGACCGUAUUAGCAGCAGAUCACAAUCAAAUAGAAUCGAUUGACGCUAAAGCUUUCGAAGGAAUCGCUAUGCAGAGAUUGUAUAUAAACAAUAAUCAUUUACAAGCUUUACCCAGACAUACUUUCGAUUCGUUCACACGCGAGACUUUAGAAGCCAUUGAUGUGUCUGGAAAUGCUUGGAAAUGCGUUUGCGGAGAAGAAUGGCUCGCUUGGUGGCUUGAUAAAUUCAGUGAUAAGGAUGUUGCUGACGGUGUUAUUGGCUGUUUAGCUAAACCGCGAUGUGAUGUAGACUUGGACAGUUUGGAAUCUGAAGAGAAAUCUACAUGGGUUACUGUGGUUGCUAGUAUUCUUGCUGCCGUUUCUGUAUUUAUUCUAAUUGCUAUUGCAUUCCUGUACAUUAAUGAUGGACGACAGCGGGGUGGUGUUUUGCGCCCGUUAUCCCGACGUGUUGAUUCUGAUCUACACACCUUAUUAGGAGACUCAUCAUUCUUCAAAGAAGAUGAAACAAGACGGAUACCACCUCCUACAUCUCCAGGUGCUACAGGUACAUCCGCAGCAGGCAAUACCGAGAAGAAACGUGUUCGAUUUGAACAGUAA
Messenger RNA from Auanema sp. JU1783, 1830 nucleotides. The record is from the annotation of a GenBank genome assembly. Lineage: Eukaryota; Metazoa; Nematoda; Chromadorea; Rhabditida; Rhabditidae.